This is a messenger RNA of Polypterus senegalus (gray bichir), 1179 nucleotides long. Its product is annotated as endonuclease domain-containing 1 protein-like. The record is from RefSeq and is a predicted model, not a curated record. Gene Ontology annotation, molecular function: metal ion binding; hydrolase activity; nucleic acid binding. Lineage: Eukaryota; Metazoa; Chordata; Cladistia; Polypteriformes; Polypteridae. The transcript has 3 exons. The coding region runs from base 102 to 914 and encodes 270 amino acids.
UCUGUGCUUUGCUCUGCAUCACAGACUUGAACCACGCAGUCCUCUGAAGAGCACUGGAAAUUUCUUUUUCGUGGUAACUGAUCCUGUAGAGAAGAGAGAACAUGUGGUUGCUAAUCCUAGAGAUCCUUAUGUGUUUAACUACCCAGGCUAACUCUGAGGUUAUGCCUAACCAAUUUACAUGCAAGCAUUUUUUUUACAAAGGAACAGAACCCAAAGGCAUUAUACCACAGAAUGCUGCUCGGAUUUGCCAAACCUACAAUAACAGAGCUCAUUUUGCAACAAUGUAUGACAAGGAAAACCGUAUCCCAAUAUACUCUGCAUACAUACAUACAAAUGGAGGUAACGGUAUCCGAAGUAACGACUGGUACAUUGAACCCCAGCUCAUAGAUCGAAGAAGAGAAAAGAAUAUGAUAAUAGUGUCAAACAACGCUACCGAAGAAGAAAAAGAAAGUCAGGCAGUAUCAGAAGAUUAUACAGCAACAGAUGCCACUAGAUAUGAUCGGGGUCAUCUAAGUCCAUCUAUGCACCACAAUAAUGAGGAAAGUAGGACAGCAACUUUCACCUUGACUAACAUUGUGCCUCAACGUACCAUACUAAACCAGGGAGAGUGGAAUCGUUAUGAAACUGAAAUAAUGCAACAAUUUGUGAAUGGAUGCACUACAACAUAUGUUAUUGUUGGAGUGAUUCGAGGGAAGAACGAUAAGAAAACUAUAAACAAUCGGGUUAAGGUGCCUAGUCACCUCUGGACUGCUGCUUGCUGUGUAAAUAAUAACAACAAUCCUAUGAGGUCCCUUGGUUACAUUGCCGAAAAUGAUGACAAACCAGUGGAAGAUAUAAAUCUUGCAGACCUACAGAGACAAAUAAAGGGUGAUACUGGCAGAGAAGUGACUUUGUUUGAAAAUAACUGUAGGUGAAACAGAAAUUCCCACAGCCAAAUGAUUUUGUCUUAAAAUCCUAUUGAAAGUUUACAAGAAAUAAAAUUUCCAAAAUUGCAUUUUGUCAUUCAUCUCACAAAGCUAAGUUAUGAUCUAUAAUUACUGUUAAAAUGCAGAAAUGUAGAACAGCCCUUACAUGCUUUUCCUACUAGCAUAUUUAAUUUUAAGGUUCUUUUAAAAAUAAUAGGAAUAAAAAGAAUAAUAAUGUUACUUAUAUGGCACCAGUAAUACAAAAAAAUGCAGA